AUGGGGGUGGUGUCCUGCUUUUCCUCUUGUUUUUGUUUGUUUUUAUUUUCUAUUUUUGAUAUUAUUUUCUCUUCCAACCAAACAGAAGGAACGAAGAGUAGACCCUUCAUGUCGACUCUUGUGGAGAUGGAGCACGGCGGUGUAGACGACGGCGAUCGUGAGGACGCCGUGAAUGAGGCCAGCGUGGAUUUGGAGCAGUUGCAACUCAUUCAGCUUUGUUUUGGUGAACAUGAGUUUGGUGUGGCACUUGACAAAGACGUGACGGAUGAGAGAGACGAAAAGCAUGAUGGCGUUGGAUCCGACCUCUUGCGGCAAAGGAACAAAACCCACCAAAACGGCGUCGUCAUCGCAUUCGACUUUGAUCCCAUUCAGUUUGUGCAAGAGAAGUUGGAUCACGGCGUGCCGCUCCGUAGUUUGUGCCGUGAUCUUGAGGCUUACGCAACGCUACUUGACAGGAGCAUUUUGCGACAUGUUAACAUGGACGUCCAUGACGCCUUUGUGAAGGUGUCUGGGCACCUCGUUGGGAUGCAGGAUGAACUGCGUUGUGUGCGGCAGUCUGUGCUCGCCGCCGUGAAGAGGGUUGAGGAUGCGAUGGAGAAACUCUCGCGGCUUGAAGAAACGGUGAGUGGCCAAAUUCGAGACGCAACCGAAGUGGAGCUGACACGUCUAUUUGAUGUGGUUUUUCUUAAGAUCCUUUUGAUGUUUGAUUUGCUCUGUGGCCGAGUUGAGGCGCUUCCUUCUUGUCUGCGUUGCUCAGAGAUGGUCAACAAGCAGCAAGCAGCACCACCACCGCCACAACAGCAGCAGCAGCAGCAGCAGAUGAAACACAUGGAGAGCUCCUCCUCGACAGUUGUGGUGAUGGCGGUGGGAAACCCACAUGUUUUUGAGGCAAUUUUUGAUAUCGCCGUCACAGUACAGCAGUGGAAAGCCCUUUAUCAGACUCUGCCAAAACUUCCACAACGCGCAAAGGAGUAUGAGGAGGCUUCAGAGAUUCUUCGAGAGGGCACAAAGUUGUCGCAUCAAGUGUUUGCAAAAGUAUACAUUGCAUUCCAUCAGGCCUAUCUGCAGGCCCCACGAGAGGAGUUAAAGCAGGCAUUGCGUGAUGUCAUGGGAUUGUACUGCACCUCUGGGGAGUUUCAGGAGUUUUGCCGGAUGUAUCGUGAGCGGAUUCUGAGACCGCUGCUGGAGUCUGUGCUCUCAUGGCGGGCCGCAACACAGGCUCGGUACAAUCUGGAGGAGACCAUCAGCCUUCUCACAACUCUGCGGGAUCAACUGGAGACAAAAGUAUUAUGUUUCUUACCGAUAAUAUGGGAAGCUUUUGAGGAAACUGUGCUACCGAUCCCAAUGAUUAUAUGGCCAACCUUAUGCGAGGCACUUGUAAAGAAGAUGGUUGCGCUGUACGACAUUGGCGUGGCGGACGCCUUUCAGCGGCGUUAUGUUGCAGCCCAUGAACUGCUUGCUCUCAUGAUGUCAAACUGCAACUCUUCGGAGGAGUUACGGGUGCUGAUGCGGUCGCCGGAUGUUGCACUGUGGAAGCAUAAGUGGAAUACUGAUGUGUACGGCACGAUACGGGCCAAUGAAUUAUCGAAGAAAAUAGAGGACGCCAUCCAAAUUUUUCGUGCAACGCCAGUUGAAAAAUUGGCCCAAAAAUCCCUCAAUCAGUCCGAAGAACAUGUUACGGGGGGCGCUAGAUUUCGCAUGGAGCUUUUCACAAAACUAAAGGAGGCGCUGGAUUGGCUGUUUUCUCCUGAGACGUACAUUUACAUCUUGACGCCGAAAUUUAUUCGUGAGGCGGCCGUUGCAACGCGUCGGGUGGUGCAAAGUUUUCUGGAGCACACAGAGGGAGCUCAAAAUGGUACUUUGAUGCAGGACUGGCUCCAUUUCGUUAUGGGAGCCUGCGCCGAUCUUGAUGUUCUCGUGGCGUACUUUGAAGGACCUUUUUGUGCGCGACUAGAAAAGGAGAGUCGAACGCCCUUCCCCGUUUCAUCCCCUCUUAUUCAACUCCUCACGCAAGAUACGUGUCGUGGCGCUGUUUUAUCCCUUCAACUUUUGGUGCGGAGUCGUGUGGCGGAAGAAUGUGUUGUUGGUCUUCAGAAUAUUCGCUCUGUGAGAUCGGCGUAUUCGCACAUGCACAAACCCUUUCCUACGGCACCGUCUUGGUACGUUCCCAGUAUUGUAGAGCCACUGCAGCGUCUUGAUGCGUCAGUGCGUUCAUUAAUGCCUUUAGAGACCCAUCAUGUCGUUAUGACGGAGUUGGUGAAGGACGUGGCGAGCCGAUUUCGUGCGCUGGCCAAGGAAACACUUGUGACGGCGAAGAAGACAGAACAGAGUUGGGAAAAGUUGCGACGCCGAAAAGAAACCACAAGCGGUGGACGUGGCCCGGAUGCUGAGGCACCAUCGGGGAGCGAACAUCCUUCUUCCUCUUCUGCUGCUGUGCGACCCACACAAGAGACAGCGUCGGACCGUGACAAGAUGACGCUUCAGUUGUACCUGGAUGCCAAGGCCUUUGUCAAUGAAGUGGAGAAAACACUGGGACCCGCUGUGAAGACGGAGGAGCUUGAUGCCGUGGAUGCACUGUUUAAACUGCUGCGCCGGGCCAACUGGAUUAUGGGCGAAGACAUACCCGAGCCACCAGACAUUGAUGAAUCUGACCCAUGA
Trypanosoma cruzi is the source of this 2658-nucleotide messenger RNA. RefSeq lists its product as uncharacterized. The transcript has a single exon. Bases 1 to 2658 code for a protein of 885 amino acids. NCBI's taxonomy places the organism in Eukaryota, Euglenozoa, Kinetoplastea, Trypanosomatida, Trypanosomatidae. The record is from RefSeq and is a predicted model, not a curated record. Gene Ontology annotation, biological process: Golgi organization; intra-Golgi vesicle-mediated transport; protein transport. Gene Ontology annotation, cellular component: membrane; COG complex.